This is a messenger RNA of Lontra canadensis (Northern American river otter), 1277 nucleotides long. RefSeq names its product arylacetamide deacetylase like 4 (gene AADACL4). Bases 63 to 1277 code for a protein of 404 amino acids. Gene Ontology annotation, molecular function: hydrolase activity. The transcript is spliced from 4 exons. The record is from RefSeq and is a predicted model, not a curated record. Lineage: Eukaryota; Metazoa; Chordata; Mammalia; Carnivora; Mustelidae.
UCUCCUGACACAAGCUCUCAGGCUGGCUCCACAGAGGAACAGCUCCUCAAAGCGUUGGGAACAUGAUUAUCCUGGGGCUGGCACUUCUGGGCAGCUUUUUUGUAGGUGUCUUCCUCUGGGCUGUCCUUCAACACUUCCUCACAGCAGACAUCCCCUCUACGUUGCAAAAUCCCGCCAAGUUCAGAUUUCUGCACUGCAUGUUCCUGUACAUAUUCAUUUUGGCGGAAAUAUUUGAGAAGUUGGGAAUUUGCUCCAUGCUCAGAUUUCUCAAAUUAUUGCAAGCUUGUGUGAGAAUAAAGAAAGACGAUAGACUUACGGUAACUGACCUGUAUUUUGGGACCAUACCUGUGAGGCUGUUCCAGCCCAAGGCAGCGUCUUCUGGCCCCCGGCGAGGCAUCAUCUUCUUCCCCGGAGGAGGCGGGUUCUUGGGGAGCCUGGACCUCUUCCAUAGCCUGAGCAGUUUGCUGGUCCUGGAGACGGACUCCGUGCUGCUGUUGGUUGGGUACCGAAAGCUUCCUGAUCACCAUUACCCCAGCAUUUACCAAGACUGUCUGAACGCCUCCAUUCACUUCCUGAAGGCCCUGAAAACCUAUGGGGUGGACCCCUCCCGCGUUGUGUUCUGUGGAGAUAGCAUUGGGGGAGGGCAUGUGGCCUCUAUCACCCAGGCUCUGGUGGGCAGAUCGGAUCUUCCCCAGAUCAGGGCCCAGGUCUUGAUUUAUCCAGUUACCCAGAUCAUCAAUUUGCAGCUGCCGUCCCACUUGCAGAACCGAAAUGUCCCGUUCCUCUCCCAGAAGUUCAUGAUGAUAUAUAUGUUCAAAUAUAUGGUUAUCGACUUUCACUGGUGGGACGCCAUCUUGGGCGGUGCUUUCAUACCCCCGGAAGUCUGGAGAAAGUACCGGAAGUGGCUCAGUGCGGACAACAUUCCCAGCAGAUUCAGAAAGCCAGGCUACCAACCUCUGUUUCCCGGCCCUUUUAAUGAGGCUGCCUACCUGGAAAACAAACAUCUUUUCGACAUAGAAAAUGCCCCUCUGCUCGGGGAUGAUGAGACCAUCGCUCAGCUUCCUGCAGCCUUUGUGGUAAGCUGUGAGCAUGACAUCCUCCGCGAUGACGCGUUGCUCUAUAUGAAGCGGUUGGAGGACCAGGGGGUCCCCGUGACGUGGUGUCACGUGGAAGAUGGCUUUCAUGGGUCCUUGAUAUUUUUUGAUAAGAAGUUUUUCUCUUUCCCAUGCUCCCUGAAAAUUACAAAUGCUGUCAUCAGUUAUAUAAAAAGCAUAUAG